AAACUGUUUUUGUUAUGGCAUCAAAAGUUCAAUUAUGUCAAAGAUAGAUUGGAGGUCCAAUCUGUAAUGUGUUCCAUAUAAUAAUUGUUUUGGCAGAGAUGGAAAGACUUGAUUACAACAGGAAAAAUUGUUCAAUUCUUAAGAAUACAAGAUGAGGUAUGUAAGCCUCUCAACCUCAUGUUCUGGCCAACAGAAAGCCUCAUGAUGAGGUGUAAGUAAACUUCCUUGAUGUUUCUCCAAAGCAUUAAGAUAUUAAGCUACAAUAUGCUGCAGGUAUGCUAUUUUUCUGCUUUGAUUGUUUAUUCUGAUUUGUAUUUGCAGAUACGGGUAUAUUGUAGGUAUACUAUUUGAAAUUGUGUUCUGACUUCUAGUAGGGGCAUUACUUAUGCUUUUUGCAUUGGAGUAAGAUGUAGUUUCUUAUUUGUGGUAUUAACCAACUAAUAAAAGAUGCCAAAUAUGAACAUUAAGCACAAGAUGGGGGAUUUAAUGAUUGUGUGUUGUAUAAGGGGUAUUAAGGUGCCUAUAUAAGUUGUGUUUGUGUGCUUAAGCCUGUAUUAAGGGGUAUUAAGGUGUUUAUAAUCUAUAUUAAGAUGUCAAUGUAAUCUUAUUUUGUUAUGUUUAAUUGAGUCCUAUUUAGCAGACCCUGUUACUGAUAGUUCAGAAUUCCCAGGGUGUUCUUGAUUAUUACUACAAAAUUGAGAGUGCAAAUAUGGAAUUUGCUGACAGUAUUUUAGAGGAAGUUGAAUUUUCUAGGAUACUUGCUUUGUUUAAGUGUUAUAGAAUUUCAGUUGAUUUAAUCUGUUUUAGAGGAUUGUGGUGGGAAUUAAAACAGGGGAAUCAGUAUAGAGAUUUCUGGCUUGAAAGUUUUGAGAUUUGGAAGUGAAGGAAUACUAGAGUGAAACGAAACAAUUUUCACUAUGCACAGCAUCAUUAUUUGUUACUGCUCUAGGUAUAUAACCUGCUAGUGUGAAGUAACUUGGAAGUAGCUAUUCUAAUCUGAGGUGUGUAUGUUAUAUGUGCCAUUUAGAGAAUUAGAGGUUUCCUGACCUCUAUACUAUAGUAUGAUAUAUGUUCUUUUACACUGACCUCUAUAGAAUUAGAAGUUUUAUGAGUUUUCUUUUUUUUUUUUGACAAAUUUUAUGAGAUGUUAAUAGUAGUGACUUUACUCCCAACAUAUAUAUUAAUAUAUAUAGCCUUUCAUUUCAAAGUUCAAAGUAGAUAAUCUAAUUUUGCCACCAAAGAUCUAUUAAGAAGCCUCGGAAUGGAGACCUUUUUUGUUUGGGGCGUUGUUGGCUAUGGUUAGAUUGAUUUCUACCUUUGCUCGCAAGCUUUUAUACUAGCAUAAAUGGUGAUGCCAUUAUUUUGGAUGUCUUCCUCGGGCAACCUGAUUUUUUCAUUUCAUUUCUUCUUUUCAAGGUUUUGAUUACUCUUGGUCUCCCUUACGACAGACAAAGUUGUGCAAGGAUCUAGAAAGCGAAAUAUGGUAACUGCAUUUUGCGGCGGCGGUGAUGUACCUCCGAAAUAUAUAUGACAGGGAUUUGACGACACAAAUAACUAUAAUGGCAGAAAGAAUCUCUAGUGCAAGUUGGAGCAAUGCUUCUAAUAUUUUGAUGAAUCACGACUUCUCUGAUGGCCUGAACUAUUGGUAUCUCAAUUGCUGCAAUGGCUACGUGAUUUCGGCCAGUGCCGGUGAUCAAGGUGGAAUUUCAAUGGACUCGGAUCAAAAUUAUACUGUUAUCACCGAACGAAACGAAUGCUGGCAAGGUCUUGGGCAAGAUAUAACGGACAGAAUUUCCAUUGGUUUCACUUACACGGUUUCAGCUUUUGUUGGAGUAUCUGGCCCUUCACAGGAAUCUGCUGAAGUAAAAGCUACACUGAAACUAGAAUAUGAUGAUUCAGCUACACAAUAUUUGUUCAUCGGAAGAACUUCAGUUGUAAAGGGUAGCUGGGAAAAGUUGGAAGCAACAUUUUCGCUGUCUACUGUCCCGAAUCGGGCUGUAUUUUAUUUGGAAGGACCUGCUCCUGGAGUUGACUUGCUUAUAAAAUCAGUAGUGAUCAAUUGUUCCAGUCCAAAUAACAAAAAGGCCACACACACAGAAGGAUGUGUUUCUACUGAAGAUGAAAACAUCAUAAUAAACCCUCAAUUUGAGGAUGCCCUGAAUAAUUGGUUUGGAAGAUCCUGCAAGAUUGUGUUGACUGAUUCCAUGGCAAAUGGUAAAAUUGUCCCAAAGUUUGGAAAAUUCUUUGCAAGCGCAGCAGAACGAACACAAGCCUGGAAUGGAAUUCAGCAGGAGAUAACUGGACGCGUGCAGCGCAAGUUGGCCUAUGAGAUGACUGCUUUAGUUCGGAUAUAUGGCAACAAUGUCACUAGUGCUGAUGUAAAGGCUACUUUGUGGGUUCAAACACCAGAUCUCCGAGAGCAGUAUAUAGGCAUUGCAAAUGUGCAGGCAACAGAUACAGAUUGGGUGACGCUGCAGGGGAAAUUCCUUCUAAAUGGUUCAUCAUCAAAAGUGGUCCUUUAUUUAGAGGGCCCUCCACCUGGAACAGACAUUCUUGUCAAUACUUUGGUUGUAAAACAUGCUGCUAAAGCAACUCCUUCAACACCACUUAACAAUGUUGCUUUUGGAGUCAAUAUAAUUGAGAACAGCAAUCUGUUAGAUGACACCAGUGGAUGGUUUACCCUAGGCGAUUGUACUUUAACUGUUAAAACUGAAUCGCCUCUUAUAGUUCCACCUAUAGCAAGAGACUCUCUUGGACGUCACGAAACCCUAAGUGGUCACUACUUACUUGUAACGAAUAGAGCACAAACUUGGAAUGGUCCUGCUCAGGUGAUCACUGAGAAAUUGAAGCUAUUUGUGACUUACCAAGUAUCUGCUUGGGUCCGGAUUGGUUCUGGUUCAAAUAGGCAACAGAAUGUGAAUGUUGCCAUUAGUGCUGACAACCAGUGGAUCAAUGGAGGACAAACCGAGGUUUCAGAUAAUAGGUGGCAUGACCUUAAUGGGUCAUUCAGAAUUGAGAAGCAGCCGUCAAAGGUUACGGUUUACAUUCAAGGUCCUGCUUCAGGUAUCGACUUGAUGGUUGCUGGACUUCAGAUUUUCCCUGUUGAUAGGCAGGCAAGGUUUACAUAUUUGAAGACGCAAACAGACAAGAUUCGGAAGCGUGAAGUUACACUAAAAUUCUCUGGGCUAGACUCUAGCAGCUACCCUAACACCACAGUGAACGUUACACAAACACGGAACGAUUUCCAGAUUGGAACAUGCAUCAGCAGAUCAAACAUUGACAAUGAAGAUUUUGUUAACUUCCUUGUGAAACACUUCAAUUGGGCUGUAUUUAGAAAUGAGUUGACGUGGGAAGUGACUGAGCCACAAAAAGGGAUAUUGAAUUACAAGGAUGCUGAUGAUCUUUUAAGCCUGUGUCAAAAGUACAAUAUCCAAACUCGUGGGCAUUGCAUCUUCUGGGAAAUGGAUAAAAGUGUUCAGCAAUGGAUUAAGUCACUGAAUAAAAAAGAUUUGAUGACGGCUGUUCAAAACCGUUUAACCGGUCUUCUGACUCGCUACAAGGGUAAGUUCAAUCACUAUGAUGUUAACAAUGAAAUGCUGCAUGGUUCAUUUUACCAAGAUAGGUUAGGCAAAGAUAUAAGGGCAAACAUGUUCAAGACUGCACACCAACUGGACUCGUCUGCUACAUUAUUUGUGAAUGAUUAUCAUAUUGAAGAUGGAUGCGACACAACAUCAUGUCCUGAGAAAUACAUUCAACACAUUCUGGAUUUGCUAAAACAAGAUGCACCCGUUGGUGGAAUUGGAAUUCAAGGUCAUAUAAAUAGUCCAAUUGGGCCUAUUGUUCAUUCUUCGCUUGAUAAAUUAGGUGUUUUUGGUUUACCUAUAUGGUUUACAGAACUUGAUGUGUCUUCGAUGAAUGAACAUGUGAGAGCUGAUGAUCUUGAAGUUAUGCUCAGAGAAGCUUAUGCUCACCCUGCUGUUGAAGGGAUAAUGUUAUGGGGAUUUUGGGAGUUGCUUAUGUGUAGGGAAAAUGCACAUUUGGUGAAUGCUGAAGGUGACAUUAAUGAAGCUGGAAAAAGGUUUCUAGCUUUAAAACAAGAGUGGCUAUCGCAUACUCAUGGUCAUGUCGAUGAGGAAGGUCAUUUCAAAUUUAAAGGUUUUUAUGGAACUUAUGAUGUGGAAAUUGUUACACCAUCGAAGAAAAUUGCCAAGUCAUUUGUGCUUUAUAAAGGCGACAAUUCAUUGGUUGUACCUAUUAAUUUAUAAGCAAAUAGUAUAUCGCUUUGAAAAAAAUAAUGUGACUUUUUUUUAUCAUUGGAUUUGAUGAAACACAAUGGCGAUGUAUACUGUAUGUAUUGUUGUCUCUACUGUGUCCUGCUUCUGCAUGCUACUAUUACAUAAAUAUGGUUUUGUUUCUGCGUCAUUUUAAUUAGCACUUUGGCAAUUAAAUUAAAUAUUAAAUAAAGGUAAAUAUUUAAUUGCCAAAGUGAUAGAUCAUAGAUAUUUACUUGUUGGUGGCUUGGUGCUAAGGAUUGUUUCCGCAAGAACUUGUGUUCUCUAAAAUGGUUUUUCUUUCAUUAAUUACAUUUGAGCACACCCACUUGAUUAAUUUUUAUGUUUUGACAAACUUGAUUACUUCUUGUUGUUGGUAUUCUAAUUGGUAUUUUACAUGGUAAUGUUUAUCCACAGACAAAAAAAAA
Trifolium pratense (red clover) is the source of this 4699-nucleotide messenger RNA. RefSeq names its product endo-1,4-beta-xylanase 1-like. NCBI's taxonomy places the organism in Eukaryota, Viridiplantae, Streptophyta, Magnoliopsida, Fabales, Fabaceae. Bases 1509 to 4265 code for a protein of 918 amino acids. Gene Ontology annotation, molecular function: hydrolase activity, hydrolyzing O-glycosyl compounds. Gene Ontology annotation, biological process: carbohydrate metabolic process. The transcript is spliced from 7 exons. The record is from RefSeq and is a predicted model, not a curated record.